GCGCGGCGGGGCGGCGCGGGAGGAAGUCACGUGGGAGCGAGGGCUCACAUGACUGGCCGCGCGAUGGACCCGCUGCCUGCGGCUGCAGUCGGGGCGGCAGCUGAGGCGGAGGCUGACGAGGAGGCGGAUCCCCCGGCGGCAGAUCUGCCGACACCCCAGGCCAUCGAGCCCCAGGCCAUUGUGCAGCAGGCCGUAGCUCCCAGUCGAAUGCAGAUGCCACAGGGGAACCCACUGCUGCUGUCCCACACCCUGCAGGAGCUGCUGGCCAGGGACACCGUGCAGGUGGAGCUCAUUCCGGAGAAGAAGGGCCUCUUCCUGAAGCACGUGGAGUAUGAGGUUUCCAGCCAGCGCUUCAAGUCCUCCGUGUACAGACGGUACAACGACUUCGUGGUCUUCCAGGAGAUGCUCCUGCACAAGUUCCCCUACCGUAUGGUGCCUGCCCUGCCACCCAAGAGAAUGCUGGGAGCCGACAGGGAGUUCAUCGAGGCCAGGAGGAGAGCCCUGAAGCGCUUCGUCAACCUGGUGGCCCGGCACCCCCUGUUCUCCGAGGAUGUGGUCCUCAAGCUCUUCCUGUCCUUCAGUGGCUCGGAUGUGCAGAACAAGUUAAAGGAGUCAGCACAGUGCGUCGGGGACGAAUUCAUGAACUGUAAGCUGGCUACCAGGGCCAAGGACUUCCUCCCAGCUGACAUCCAGGCUCAGUUUGCCAUCAGCCGGGAGCUAAUCCGGAACAUCUACAACAGCUUUCACAAGCUUCGCGACAGGGCUGAGCGGAUCGCGUCCCGGGCCAUCGACAACGCGGCAGAUCUUCUCAUAUUCGGGAAGGAGCUAAGUGCAAUCGGGUCCGACACAACCCCGCUGCCCUCCUGGGCCGCUCUGAACAGCAGCACCUGGGGGUCCCUGAAGCAGGCUCUGAAAGGCCUGUCUGUGGAAUUCGCGCUGCUCGCCGAUAAGGCCGCACAACAGGGUAAGCAGGAAGAGAAUGACGUGGUGGAGAAGCUGAAUCUCUUCUUGGAUCUGCUGCAGUCCUAUAAGGACCUGUGCGAGCGGCAUGAGAAGGGCGUGCUACACAAGCACCAGCGGGCGCUGCACAAGUACAGCCUGAUGAAGAGGCAAAUGAUGAGCGCCGCCGCGCAGAACCGCGAGCCGGAGUCCGUGGAGCAGCUGGAGUCCCGCAUCGUGGAGCAGGAGAACGCGAUUCAGACAAUGGAGCUGCGGAACUACUUCUCCCUGUACUGCCUGCACCAGGAGACGCAGCUCAUCCACGUCUACCUGCCCCUCACCUCCCACAUCCUCCGCGCCUUCGUCAACUCUCAGAUCCAAGGACACAAGGAGAUGAGCAAGGUGUGGAACGACCUGAGGCCCAAGCUCAGCUGCCUCUUUGCGGGACCACACAGUGCCCUGACCCCACCGUGUUCCCCGCCGGAGGACGGUCUGUGUCCUCACUAGCGCCUGAGGCGGAGGUGGUGCUCCCUGCGGCCGCACUAAAACCUCUUUCCAAACGGUGUGUCCGGUGUAAUUCCCUUUGGACAGCAGCUCCCCUCCCCGCCACGUGCUGCAGCCGGAGCAGAGGAGCUCACGCCUGCGGGUCGGGAGGGGCGUCCAUGGAUCACAGGAGCAGCUGGGCCACACCGCCCUUCGCCCUGUGGCCUGCUAGCCUGGUGGAGAGGGGUGGUGGGGUUCUCUGGAAUGGUUUUCUUCUGAUACCGAGAGCCCUGCUGGGAGGCAGGGAUCUCUCAUCUCACAGUUUGUGCCUGGGAGAGCGUGGGGGCGGGGCCUCCAGGUGUUGGAACAGUCGGGAGGGGCAGCGUCAUGGUGCUCAGUCAGCCAAGGAGAGAGAGAGGGCAGGGCCGCCCUGCAGCCCAGGCAUGGGACUGACCACGGACAGCAAGGGGACAGCCAGUGGUGCCAAGGCUGGGAGGGAGGGCCGUCGGGCAUGGGACACGCACGGUGAAUUUUCUAGGGAACUCGCUGCAGUCAACACCAGGAGCCCUGGUCUGGGAGUGGCCUGUGGGGUCCAGUGGCCUCAUGCCCUGUGUCCACACCAUGACCCCAUGUGUGCCCCUGUGUCCACACCAUGACCCUGUGUGUGCUUGUGGCCUCAGGCCUGGAAGACAAAGGCGUGACGGAGAGCUGGGGCUCUGAGAGCGGACGCUGCAGCAGCUCUGUUCUCAUCCCCUGGACUCCCUUGAUUUCUGGUGACCAGUGUUGGAGUCUGCACCAUGCGGCACUGAGGCUGGAUGGGCUGGCAGAGGACGGGGGGGACGUGGGGGACGUGUGUUCCAUUCCAGCUGGGGCUCUAGAGGAGGGAUAGCCCCUUUUUAAGUGGAUUUUCUUCUCUGAGGUGCCCAGAGCCCUCCUCCCAGCCUCUUGCCACGCACGUGCUGUCCCGGCCACCUGCCCACAGAGGGGAACUGGUCUUUCAGCCCUUUCCCUUCUCUGGGUGAGGAAGGCCAGUCUCCUGAGCUCUGUGGGGCUGCAAUGUCCACCUCAGGCCUGGGUCUGCUCCUGCCCCAAACCCCUUUUGUGGAAGGCACACGGAGCCAGGCUGGGCUCCUGGACCCCUGCACUUCUCUGGAGCCCUGAGGCCCCUCCCUGGCCGGGGGGAGAUGCUGGAAGAGGCCCUCUGGGCUCCAGGGUUUCCGAGGUCCCUCCAUUCUGCAGAUGCUUGCUGGCCUCCGGGGUGUUCUCUCACGGAGGAUGCUUCCCUUCCACCUGUACCUACGGGCAGCUCAUGGUCCCGGGAUGGAAAGGGGACUUUGUGUGUACCUCCCAGGCAGGGGAUCCGUCGUCCACUGUGAGCCAGCCAGAGGGAGCGGCUGUGCUGACUUGGGGGCUGUGGGGCUUGGGCCCAGCCCGGCCUGUGGGUUCUGCUGGUGCCUUCCUGCUGUGGGGUGGGCUGCUUCCUCCUGGCCAGAUGAGCAGAGGAAAUGUUCUCUUUGGAGCCAAGGGGGUGGGCUGUCCCAUGAGUCCCUAGCCCACCCAAGUCUUGGGCUGUGCUGCCUUCUGACCCCCCUCUGCAGAGACAGGUUCUCAGUUGGCAUGAGUGGCACUGUGACACCUGAGCCAUGAAGCGUGACCCUGUGUGGGCAGAAGGCUGCAAGGACUCUCCGUCCUUCCUGCACCUGCCUGGGGCCUGUCCAGCUGCAGGACCAUAGAGGCUGUGGGGAGCUGUGGCGGGCAUCAGGCGCUGCGGCCUCUGUGUCUCCAGAGGAGGCAAGGCACGCGCUCCUGACACAGCCCUCCAAGGAGAGAGCAAGACUUCAGAAUGAGCUUUUCUGAAGGAGCUUUCCUGGCAGGGACUCCGGGAUCAGUGGAGGCCCGGUGCUGGAGGGAGAGGGGGGUUCCCCGCACGCCUCUCCAGCCCUCCUGCUGCCCAUGGCCCAAGCCCAAGCCCAAGCCCAAGCCUGUGCCGGUCAUUGCGGCCUCACCCAGCUGGCAGGGACAGCUGUGUGUAAUGCUGCUGGAGAUGCCAGAUGCCACGUGCCCUGUGAGGACGGCUGGCAGAGCCGCGGUAGGGGGACUGUCAAUCAUGGUGAAAGGGGACAUUUUCAGUGGGUCCUCCUGGUUCGUGUCCUGCAUACUCGGGCACUGUGCAGACAGCUGCCCUUUGUCUGCUGGAGACAAUGCAGGCAGGGGAGACAGGUUUAGGGCUCUGAUGUGGGGCACGGGGACUCCGAGCUGAGGGAUGUCAGGGCGGCUCUGUGCAUCUGAGGCUUUUGCUCUUGCUUUGCGGGUCUGUUCAUGUCCAAAGCACUUUAGGAGGCUACAGGGAUCAAUACCCAAUAUACCCAAUAAACUGGAAUUGUUUACACGUGACCUACAUUUUGGACGGUUUAUCAAUAAACGUGUGAACAACUGUUA
Molecule: messenger RNA, 3861 nt
Organism: Rhinopithecus roxellana (golden snub-nosed monkey)
Lineage: Eukaryota; Metazoa; Chordata; Mammalia; Primates; Cercopithecidae
Gene: SNX8
Product: sorting nexin 8
Exons: 12
Coding region: 49-1446 (465 amino acids)
Biological process (GO): retrograde transport, endosome to Golgi
Molecular function (GO): phosphatidylinositol binding
Source: RefSeq, a predicted model, not a curated record